UACCUAUGUAAUACGUGUAAUGUGUCGAUCUGGUAAAAAAUAAUAAUGUUUGAUCGAAUGAUAAUUAUUCUGUCAUUUCCAGUCAUUUUACUUUCGAGUAAUCAUUUUACCGCCCCGGAGGAUAUAUAAUAUGGUUCAUGUCCUAAGCAACCACAGUAGCUUCAACACAAUAGUUCGCAUAACAAACAUUUUAACUACAGACGCCGUCGUACUGUGAACAUGUCAACAUCUUUUGUAGUGGCCUUAAGGCCAUUCUUAGUGAUGUCGAAAACUUUGGGACUCAUAAGCAUUACGCAUACAUUCGAUUCCGGGUUAUUGUACAAAAACUCGAGCGAUUCAACGCAUUUUGUCUGCCUAGAACUGAUUCGAACGACCGUUUUGGUAGGUUUUACGUACGUCUUCCACGUAAACAACACGUUUUACCUCCGAGAGCUGGUGUUGUUCAAAUUUUGGUUUACCAUUUUCAUGGCGAGGAUUUACGAAGUUUGGAUCAUCAGGUUGAUCAAUGGCAUAAUCGAAUUCGACAAAAGACUCGACGAACUCGCUCUGACGAUAUCUGGAAAUCCCGUGGCACGUUCGACCACGACGACGACGAAAUGUGGUUGGAAUACAUUUUUGGCCGCGUUGCUCGCGUCGUACAUAGGUCUGCAAAUAUGUUCAAUGUGGCUGUGGCCUCCAGCGAGGCUGGACUUUUUCGUCGUGGUGAAAUAUUUUUUCGAGAUCCCUUGUGUCACGGAGUUUGUAGUUUUCGCCACGGCGUACUUCUAUCUCCGCAACUUGGGGACGAGAUUCGACAUGCUGAAUCAUUUCUGCGAGCGGUUGCCCACCGGACUUUUUGCCGCCACCAGCACGUGGACCCAAUCCGAAAUCACCGAGGCGAUGGACAGAGUAUACGGUUGUUACAUUCCAAGCUGUGCGACAUGUUGCGCGUCUUCAGCUCCGGCUACGGAGGGGUGCUGUUGUGCUACUUUACGUUUAAUUUCUUCGAUCUCCUGCGGAAUUUUUACUACUUGAUACACGUGUCCAGAUACGAUUUCUCGUCCCAUCCGAGUUCUUACUAUAACACUCUAAACGUCAUACUGACCGUUGCGUUCUGUUUACAAAGCGUUGUCUUUGUAGUGUGCCUGCUAAUUGGAGUGUCAUGGAUAAACGAAAAGAAAAUUGAAAUCAUUUCUUUUCUAAGAUUAAUACAUAUUUCAAAACUACCAAUCGAUACGAAGUUACAAGUUAAAAUGUUUAUGAAUCAAUUAUCAAUUUUUGAAUGGGAUCAAUUUUCAGCUUUCGGAUUUUUUCAUAUCAAUUUGAGACUUAUAAUGUCAAUUUUUAUAUUACUCACGACAACGUUGGCCACAUCGGUACAAAUGAAAGAACACCCAUACGUGGUCAGAUUUAACAAGGCGUACCAAUCAUAUUUACGAUACGAGUACAACAUAAAUUAGGUCUUAACUAUAGCAUAUUUAGCUUACACAAAAUUCUUCUUUUACACAUAUUAAUUUGUUGAAAUAUUUUAAAUCAUAUUACUAUUGAAACAUUAUAGGGUACUCGUGUUUGACAUUUUUUUUCGAUAUCGAUACGUCGUAUAUCACAUAGAAUCAUUGAUAAUUAAUACUGUAAUGAUUUAAUACCUACAUAAGUGUAUUUGUGUCACCUAUUAUAUAACUUUUCUGCAAAUUAAUUGAAUUUUUGAUAAGUGUCAAAUGGACAUUCGCAAGGUAGUAUUUGAUUAUUAAACAACGUUUGAAAUAACAAGGUAAAAAUUAUAAUU
Acyrthosiphon pisum (pea aphid) is the source of this 1765-nucleotide messenger RNA. RefSeq lists its product as uncharacterized. The transcript is spliced from 5 exons. Gene Ontology annotation, biological process: sensory perception of taste. The record is from RefSeq and is a predicted model, not a curated record. Gene Ontology annotation, cellular component: membrane. The coding region runs from base 597 to 1439 and encodes 280 amino acids. Lineage: Eukaryota; Metazoa; Arthropoda; Insecta; Hemiptera; Aphididae.